AUGGGAUCAGAAACACCAACCAAGCUUCCUCUCAUUGAUUUCUCAAAGAUUUAUCUGAACGAAUUAACGCCAGAUGACUGGAAUUCAAUCAAAACCCAAGUUCAUGAAGCACUCACUGAGUAUGGUUUCUUCCGAGCAUCCAUGGCCGGAAUGUCGUCAGAGUUUCAGAGUUCAUUGUUCAGUUCAUUGGACCAGCUUUUCAGUCUCCCUUCAGAAACCAAACUCAAAAGCAUCUCCGAUAAACCCUUCCAUGGCUACAUCGGUCACUCUCCCACCAUGCCACUCUAUGAAAGCAUGGCCAUCCCUGAUGCUCAGGUGGCAGGAGAAGUUGAAGCCUUCACCAACUUCUUCUGGCCCCAUGGCAAAUUAUAUAUUUGGGGUCUCCAUCACAAAAUUCCAUUUUUAUCUACUGGUUGCAUUGAGGCUGAUAUGAUUGUUUUAUUUGUUUUUCUUUGCAGUGAAAGUGUUAGGAAUAUCUCCGAUAAGUUAUAUUGGUUGGAUCGGAUGAUUAGGAAAAUGAUUAUGGAGAGUUUGAGGCUCGAAAAACACAUGGAUGAUCAUAUGGAUAACACGAAACACCUUCUUCGGGUAGCAAAAUAUCAAGGGCCCGACACACAAGAAUCCAUCAUGGGACUUGUUUCACAUAUUGACAAGACAACACUAUCCAUUUUGUACCAAAACGAAGUAGCAGGGUUAGAGCUCGAGUCCAAAGGUGGAGAAUGGAUCAGAGUUGAGCAGUCGAUAGAUUCUUUUACAGUUUUUGUGGGAGAGGUUUUCCAUGCUUGGUCGAAUGGUCUGCUACAUGCUCCGUAUCAUCGUGUGAUGAUGACGGGGAAUGAAGCUCGUUAUUCGCUUGGACUAUUUUCAGUCCCCAAGCCUGGCUAUAUAACAAAAGUUCCAGAUGAAUUGGUGGAUGAAGAGCACCCAUUAUUGUUCAACCCCUUCGACUAUGACGAGUUCCUUAAGCAUUUAUUCACGGGAAAGAUUGGUGCAAACGAAGAUGCUCUCGAUGCUUAUUGUGGCGUAAAAGAGUCCGAACUAACGACAUAUUCUAAAUCUGAAAGUAAGUAGGCUGCAUUGUAAAAAUUUAUUCGUAAUUAAUUGUUGCAUUUUUCA
Messenger RNA from Lactuca sativa (garden lettuce), 1116 nucleotides. The record is from RefSeq and is a predicted model, not a curated record. Lineage: Eukaryota; Viridiplantae; Streptophyta; Magnoliopsida; Asterales; Asteraceae.